AUGUUUGUCAAUAAAUUGUAUUUCAAUUCUACAUUAACGAACCUUACUAAGAGGAUCACAACGCGUAAUUUACAUGUCUUCAGUGUAAUUAAUCACAAUUUACAGCGAGCGACGAUUCCUCUCUUACCGAUUCAGAAACUUUCAUUAUCGUCACCCAAAUUAUCAUGUUCACCUAACAAAAUCCAAAGUAGGACAUACUCCAAAAAACCGGUCGCCGUAUCAAUGUCAAUACCAGUACCACGAACGGAGCCAGCGGAAUUAGCACAAGGUAGAUUUAAAACUUAUAAACCGAGCACUCCAAGUCUUCGUUGGUUAAAAAGGCCUGUGAAUGAUCAUUUAUGGAAGGGAAAACCGAUACGUAAACUUACCCUAGCCAAAAGGCAACAAUCCGGUAGAAAUCAUCAUGGUCACAUUACAGUGAGACAUCGUGGUGGAGGACAUAAGAGACGUAUUCGUGUGAUCGAUUUUCAUAGAUGGGAUCCUGAACCUCAUGUAAUAGUUCGUAUCGAAUAUGAUCCCAAUCGUUCUGGUCAUUUGGCCUUGUUACAAAAUACGAUUAACGGAAAAUAUUCUUACAUCAUCGCACCACAUGAUCUUCAACCCGGAACUAUUGUUCGAUCAUUUCGUAAAUCACAAGAGAGUCAGCUAGAAGAAAACAAUGAUGAUUCAUUUAUCACAAAGGUUGUGUCCGUUGAGAAAGGAAAUUGCAUACCAUUGAAAUUGAUUCCAGUUGGUACUACGAUAUGUUGUAUAGGGUUAAAACCUGAUGGACCUGCGAUAUUGUGUCGUUCGGCUGGAGUUUCUGCUCAACUGGUUCGCACGGGUGAGAAAGGUUAUGCUCAAGUGAGGUUGAAAAGUGGUGAAGUUCGAUUGAUUCACGUGGAUUGUUGUGCGACAAUUGGAACCAUUUCAAAUCCCGAUCAUCAACAUGCCACCUUGGGUAAGGCAGGUAGAAGUAGAUGGUUGGGUAUUAGACCAACCGUUCGAGGUGUCGCCAUGAAUUCUGUUGAUCAUCCUCAUGGUGGUGGAAGGGGUAAAAGUAAAGGUAAUAGGCAUCCCGUGAGUCCUUGGAAUGUAUUGGCCAAAGGUGGUAAAACUAGGAAGAGGGCGAAUAAAUGGGUAGUUAAACCUAGAGAGAGAAGAUAA
This is a messenger RNA of Funneliformis geosporum, 1146 nucleotides long. The record is from the annotation of a GenBank genome assembly. Lineage: Eukaryota; Fungi; Glomeromycota; Glomeromycetes; Glomerales; Glomeraceae.